AUGGCUGAGGGCCAGCAAGGCGCCUUUCCUGUUCCUCCGGGAGAGACAUAUAACCCUGACUUCUCCCAUCCAUGGCUGUACACCGAGAGCCGGGCUGUGGUCAUCGCAGGAGUGAUCUUGUGCACGAUUACUCUGAUGUUGAGGGUGUACACCAAAGCUGUUCUCCUUCAUAAGUUCGGAUGGGAUGAUGAUGGCUACGCCCACGGAGGUAUCGGCAUCCACAUCUGGAACAUCACUCCCCAUAUGUUCCUCCAGUUCCAAAAGGGAAUCUUCGCCGCCGGCAUCAUCUACGUUCCCGCACUCGGGCUCGCCAAAGCCUCCCUCAUCAUCCUCUACCACCGCAUCGUCGGCAUGCAAAAGGUCUACCGCUGGGCCCUGUAUGUCAUCGCCGGAGUUGUGAUAGGAUACAGCGUGGCCAUCACCUUCGCCCUUAUUUUCGCCUGCCGGCCCAUCCAAAAGGCCUGGAACGCCGCCCUUGAGGGAUCCUGCAUCGACCAAAAUGGGCUCUACGCGGCGACAGCGGUGACGAACACCGUUACUGAUGUGGCGCUUCUUAUUGUGCCUCUUCCGGUCGUGAUAUCGCUGAACAUGCCGACCAUCCAGAAGAUCGGGCUGCUUUUCAUGUUCAUCAUUGGUGGCGCGACUGUCGUCACAAGCGUGAUCCGCCUCGUCACUCUCUUCCCGUUCCUCAAAACCGACGACAAAACGUACCAGAUCGGCUGGACCGACCUGUGGAUGUAUGGCCCACCCUCGACCCGUACACGCUCCACGCUAAUGGUUCUCGAUAGUAAUGUCGAAGCAAACUUCAUUGUGAUUUGCGCCUGUCUGCCGUUCCUCCGGCACUUCCUCCGCCGCUACGCACCGAAACUGAUCGGUGAAGGGUCGUCUGCGGGCCGUGCUUAUUUCCCGAAUUACCAGAACGGAAGCAGCACGACGCGUUCGUGGCGCCGGAAACCGGGGCUGACGAUGCUGCAGGAUGAAGUUGAGCUCGCUGAGAACGGGGGGAGUGUGGGAUCUGAAGUGCGGAUUGUCAAGGAAGUGAAGUGGAAUAUUACCGAGGAGAGGUCAGGGUGA
This is a messenger RNA of Aspergillus terreus NIH2624, 1074 nucleotides long. RefSeq lists its product as uncharacterized. The transcript has 4 exons. NCBI's taxonomy places the organism in Eukaryota, Fungi, Ascomycota, Eurotiomycetes, Eurotiales, Aspergillaceae. The record is from RefSeq and is a predicted model, not a curated record. Bases 1 to 1074 code for a protein of 357 amino acids.